Prorocentrum cordatum is the source of this 6579-nucleotide messenger RNA. The record is from the annotation of a GenBank genome assembly. NCBI's taxonomy places the organism in Eukaryota, Dinophyceae, Prorocentrales, Prorocentraceae.
AUGGCCACCGGCAUAUCCUACCUGGAGACCAUCGCGGAGACGACCCCUCUCCGGCGGGCCGUCAAGGCCAUCCCCCUGCUGAAGAGCAGGCUGGAAGUGGGCAGACAGCACCACCAGCAGCAAGACCCGCAGGAGGCAAUCAAACAGUACUCGCGCGCACGUGAGCUGGCCGAGGAGGCCAUCCAGAGCUUGAGCAGCGCCAAGUCGGUGAACUACGCGCGCUUUCUGCUAUCCGAGGUGUGCAGCAGCCUGGGCGUCGCCCACAACGACGUCGGCGAUGCGGAGAGCGCGCUGGCCAUGCACGAGCGGGCCCUGGCGAUUCGCAAGGAGACCGUCGGAGAGGAGCACCCCGCCGUCGCGGAGUGCUACAACAAUCUCGGCGCGCUCUUCUUCUCACAGGGCUCCUUCCAGCAGGCCGUGAGCCACUACGAGCAGGCACUCCCGCUGCUGAUGCUGGGCUCGGGGGGGAAGGCAGACGGGCCAUACGUCGCGCUGACGCUCUACAACGUCGGGGUCUGCCACGACGGCCUGGGCAACGCGGAGGCAUCCGUGGCCGCCCUCACGAAAGCGCUGGAGGUGGCGGAGAAGGCGCUCGGGUCGGACCACCCCAAGGAGCUGCCAGCAGCAUGGGACGCCGUCGUCAGCACCUUGGAGCAGGAGCUGUUGGACCGCUACGACCAGGUUGGCGAAGCGCGCAGGCGGUUCGAAGGACGUGCGGGGCCCAUUGCGACCAAGCUGGCGCCAGUCAAGUGGAAGCCGCAAGGGCAGCGUGUCCGAUUGGGGCCUGAUGUCAUCGCGGCCAAGGUCGCGGGCCGAUGGGCGCGUCACUUCAUGGGGGUCAGCGCGUUCCUCGCGAAGGCCAGCAGGAGGCUGCAAACCGCCAGCCUGCAGUGCUCCCUUGUCCCUGAGCAGCACCACGAGCUGGCGGACUUCGUCGCGAGGGCUUUGGAGUAUGGGCGCGUGGUUAUGGACAGCAAGAAGACGCUGGCACUGCUCCCGCAUUGGGUGAGGUCCUUCUUCGAGCAGGGCUUUCGCGUGAUCGGCAACACCGACUUCCUGGAGCAGGCGGGCCGCAUCGUCCAGUUCGCCAAGGACGCCCACGCGGACGCGAUCAAGGUCAGGCAGCAGAGCUGGAUCCAGUGGGCCAACGACAGCCUGCGGAACGGCGCUGGCAAGGCGCACCGCUUCACCAAGCUGCGGGCGAUGCAGGAGGUGCUGGCGCAAUGGCAGGGCACCCACACCGAGCUCACCACUGGACGGCUCGCCCAGACCUUCGUCCCGCAGCAGCAGGUCGCCAGCCAGCACCUGAUCUGCGACCGGGAGAUGAAGGCCUGGGAGGACGUCUGGUCGUGCCACAAGCUCGAGGCGCUGGAAAGGCCAGCUGACUUCGACGAAUGGGACGACCUCGAAGACCUCACCGUGGAGGCGCUGCAGCGGGCCGCAUGCAGCUUCCCCACCACCACGGCGCUCGGCCCAGCGCAGAUCGGUAUGCGCGCGCUCACCUUUCUCACGGACGACGGCGUUUACACCUGCGGCCAGCUCUUCAUGAAGUGCGAGGCGCUGGGGGCUUGGCCCAGCGAAAGGCUGUGGCACGCUAUGUGCCGCAUCCCCAAGGCCUCUGGCGGCUGCAGGCUGAUCACGCUGAUGCACUCGCUAAUCCGAUGGUGGUCGAGGGCUCGUGCCUCGACGUCCAAGGCGUGGCUGACGGCGCACCCCAAUGCCAGUAUUUGGGGCAUGGGCGGCGGCAGAUCUUCCUCCGACUCCGCCUUCGACCUCAACCUUGAGACGGAGGUAUCGGACUGCCUGGACGAGCACGUCGUAAUCGUCAUGCUGGACGCCUGGAAGUUCUUUGAGACGAUUAAGCCCGAGUGGAUACUCAUCGAGGCGCGGCUGCUGGGCAUGCCGCUGCGGUUGGUCUGGAUGUUGAUUGAGCUAUACAGGCAGCCGAGGCGGCUGCAAGCUUUCGGCUCGGUGUCCUACGCGGUCGUGUCACAUCAGGGCGUGCUCGCAGGAUGCACUCACGCCUGUGCCAUGGUCACCUUGCUCAUGUUCAGGCUGCUCGAGCAGGUGCGAGAUGCAGGCGUCACCCCGAGGGCCCUCAUCGACGACGUCACCUUGCAGUGGCGCGGGAGGCGGCUCUCGCAACUGGGCGUGCUUUGGGCGGCCACCACCAGGUUCCGAGAGGGCGCCCAAGAGCGAGGCAUUGUCGUGCAGCCCACCAAGUCGGGCAACUUGGUCUCAUCGGACGCGGCUGCUCGCGAGUGUGCCCGACACGCGGCGGCCCGCAAGCUGACCAAGAUGCGCUGGGCCCGCAACCUGGGGCACGAUCUGGGCGGGCGCAGAAACGCUAGGCUCCAGACGGCAAAGCGGGUGCGGCAGCUCAAGGAGCGGCGCGGCAAGUUGGCAGCUUUCAAAGGGGAUACGGCGAUCAACCUCCUCACCACGUGCCCGAAGGACGUCAGGAUGCAUCUGACCGGCGGCGUGCAACGCUGGCAGGCGAGGCAGAUCGCGGCGCACCACCGCCAGCACGGCGAGGUCAAGCCUUGGGUGCGGGCCAUGCGGCUCUGCGUGGGCGACGGGCGCGCGGCUUUGGCGGAGGGCCCGUCGGCCACCAGCCUGCGUCACCACUGGGCGACGGUGGCCUGGACGCAACAGGCCCAGCACGACCUUGGGCUGGCGGCGGCGCCGAAUUGCAGGGCCUGCGGACAUCCGUCCGACUCGCCUGGGCACAGAUUUUUCGGCUGCAAGGUACUCGUGCAGCCGCUCACAGAGGAGGAGCAGGACGAGCAGCUGCCGCCCGAGCCGAUGCAGGCCAUCCGCACCUUCAUGUGCGACAAAGGCCUGCAGGAGGGCGGCAGCUUCGAGAGCGCCGACUUCCAAAUGUGCUUGCCCUGCAUGCCGCCUUUCGCGCCGCCCGCCGCGGAGCAGGCCGAGGUGAAGUUCUGGGGCUGCUGGCCUAGCCAAGGGGCGGACACGGCUUCCUGCAGCAACGCCGUCUUCACCGAUGGCUCAGGCUUCGCGUCCAGCAUGCCCGAGCUGAGGCACGCGCUGCUGCAGGCAUUGCGGCUCGCGGGGCCGCAGCUCGAGUUCGUCUUCACCGACCUUCUGUCGAUGGAGAAGGAAUGCCCCCACCCGCUGCUGUACUCUGGCAACAUGUGGGCCGACUGGUUCGCUCGGCAAGGAGCCAUGCAGCACACCGUGUCGAAGGUGUACGAGGAGUUCUACAACAUCGAGCUGCGACACUACAAGAGCCUGGCAAAGUACGUCGGCUGGGCGAUGCAGAGGACGAUGCACGCAGGCCGCUGGGAUGCGCCCGAGCAGACAGCCCGCCCGCCAAAGGUGCCCAAGGUGCAGGCGGCGACUGUGAUCAGCCACUCCCUGAUUCGCCUGAACGGGACGGCGGUGGUGCUGUGCCGCGCUUGCUGCAGGCAGACCAGCGGGCAGACGGGGCCCACAUGGACGCAGUUCGCGCGUUCAGCUUGCGAGGCCAGCCAGUACACCGCGCUGCGGGCCGAGGCCAUCAUCGCGCACGUCGGCGCGCAGCCCAUUGUGGUCUCGGAGGCGGGCGAGUUCGCUAUGCAGGCGAUCGAGCGCGCGGCGUGCCCCGAAGAUGCGGGGCCCAGGCCAGCCGAGCCUGCCCCCUGGGGCUCAGGGGACGGCACCAUCGAGAUGCAGGGGCACAGGCUGAGGCGCGCAGGGCCCACCAUCUACUGCGAGGUAUGCGUGGCAUGGGCGGCGACAGGCUCCUCACUGGCCCUGGCUGCGCCCUGCGCUGGCCCGCCCAGCGCCGAGGGCAAGAACCAGCGCACCUACCUGUCCAACCUCAGGGCGCGGCUCAAGAAGCUCAGCCAAGGGCUGCACCCCAAGACAGGAAAGGUGCUCACUUGGGGAGGUGCAGGCGAGGCUCCAGACGGCCCCAGACCAUGGGCCACAGCGGCGGCCAGCGCGGCCGCGGGCGACAUGGCCUCUGGGGGCGACGGCGCUGCAGAGCGGCCAAGCGGCAGGCUCGCGCAGAAGGAACAGGGCGAGGCGACCAGGCCUGGCCAGGACCACGAGACGCGCGAGGUGCCUGCAGGGGCUGGAGGGUCCGACGCAGUCCAGACAAAGAAGCCUGCUUGGCGGGUGCGACGGCAGGAGCUCCUGGAACGGAUGCAGCAAAGGCAGCAGCAUCUGCUAGCCGAACGUGGUCCAGCAGCCGCCAGCGGCGCGCAGCGUGAUGAGGGAGACAUGGCCGACGGCAGCUUGCCCUCGGCCUUUGGAGCGCACCAAUGCCCCGACGGGGGCACCACUGGACUGGGGACGCUCCAGCCGCCGCCAGCUGCCCCAGACGUGGGGGUGGUCGAUGCCUGUCUGGCGGCGGGGCCGUCGCGGCUGCCUGCGCCCUUGAGGUGUGACCUGGCACACGAGGGGACGCUGACCACGGACCACCAGGAGGGCGCCGUGACCAGCCCUCAGGACAUGAGCAGCCCGCCGCAGCCGUUCUCGACUACCGAUAUGGCCAGCACCAGGGGUGGCAGGGGACCUGCAAAGUGCGGUCGCGAAUGCGGCCCCGCCCUGAGUGCUGGCAGGUCUGACAACUCGCAGCGGGCGAUGCCAGGCAUGGCCAGUGACAAGGGUGGCAGGAGGCCUGCAAGCCGCGACCCUGAGUGCGGCCCCACCUUGGGCACUGGCGGCGACGGCAGCCAGGCCCACCGCGUGCGGCGACGAUUUACGGCCUGGGCCAGGGGUGGCAGGGGACCUGCAAUGUGCGUGCGUGAGUGCGGCCCCGCCCUGAGCCCAGGAUGCGACGUGGACCGCGACGGCAAGGGCAUGGCCAGCGCCAGGGGUGGCAGGGGACCUGCAAAGUGCAGUCCUGUGUGCGGCCCCGCCCUGGGCACUGGCAGCGGGUCUCUGGAAGCGGCGUCGCCUGAGGAGGACCAGCGGCAGCCGCAGCUGGCUUCUGGGGGGGCGUGUCCGCGUGCAGCUACGGCUGGUGCCAGGGGUGGCAGGGGACCUGCAGUCUGCGGUCCUGAGUGCGGCCCCGCCCUGAGCACCAGCACCCACCCCGAGCGGCGACGGAUUACGGCCUGGGCCAGGGGCGGCAGGGGACCUGCAAUGUGCGUGCGUGAGUGCGGCCCCGCCCUGAGCCCAGGAAGCGACGCGGACCGCGACGGCAUGUGCAUGGCCAGCACCAGGGGUGGCAGGGGACCUGCAAGUGCCGACCGUGUGUGCGGCCCCGCCCUGAGUGCUGGCAGUGUUGCGGUGGCUCGGCCUGAGCCAGCGCAGCCGAGGCGCAGCGUCGCGCCCAGGCUUGAGCUGCAGGUCGCUGGAUGGGCGCGGUACUGGACCCAGGCUCCCGAGGUCGGCGAGACGAUGGAGUGCUACAGCGAGUGGCUCGACACUGAGAUCUGCGAGCGGGCCUGGGGGACUGGCUUGCCCGCGAGGCGGGCCUACUACAGGUGGCGCCACACGCUGACGCGGUCGCAGAGGAUCGUGUCGGACUGCAUGCGGCGCUACGACUACGUGUGCCUGCGGACGUGGCUGGCCGAGCUGCGGCGGGACGGGCAGCCACCGCCCAUUGGCAGUAAGCCGCGCGCGCCCGGCUCGCGGAGGGCCCCGCUGCAGCGGCCACGCGGCGCGGCGGCCGCGGCGGCUGCCGGCCCGAGCGCCGCAGCGGGCCAUGGCCGCCGCGGUGCGCGCUGCGGCGGCGCCGCUGCGGCGGCUGGCCGGCAGGGGAUCGGCACGACCGGCGUGCCCGGCAGCGCGGCGUCGCCCGCCGGCCUCUCGCGCACGGCCAACAGCUACAUCGGCCUGGGGGCGUUCGAGACCAUUGGCGGCGACGCGCAGGGAGCGAGGCGUCAGGCCUCUCUUGCGCGUGGCCGGUCCGUGGGGUCCGACGUCGGGCGCAUGGCCACCGGCAUAUCCUACCUGGAGACCAUCGUCGCCGAGCAGGAGGCCGCGUACGAGGCGGAGACGACCCCUCUCCGGCGGGCCGUCAAGGCCAUCCCCCUGCUGAAGAGCAGGCUGGAAGUGGGCAGACAGCACCACCAGCAGCAAGACCCGCAGGAGGCAAUCAAACAGUACUCGCGCGCACGUGAGCUGGCCGAGGAGGCCAUCCAGAGCUUGAGCAGCGCCAAGUCGGUGAACUACGCGCGCUUUCUGCUAUCCGAGGUGUGCAGCAGCCUGGGCGUCGCCCACAACGACGUCGGCGAUGCGGAGAGCGCGCUGGCCAUGCACGAGCGGGCCCUGGCGAUUCGCAAGGAGACCGUCGGAGAGGAGCACCCCGCCGUCGCGGAGUGCUACAACAAUCUCGGCGCGCUCUUCUUCUCACAGGGCUCCUUCCAGCAGGCCGUGAGCCACUACGAGCAGGCACUCCCGCUGCUGAUGCUGGGCUCGGGGGGGAAGGCAGACGGGCCAUACGUCGCGCUGACGCUCUACAACGUCGGGGUCUGCCACGACGGCCUGGGCAACGCGGAGGCAUCCGUGGCCGCCCUCACGAAAGCGCUGGAGGUGGCGGAGAAGGCGCUCGGGUCGGACCACCCCAAGGUGGGGCUCAUCAAGGCCACCAUAGAGAAGGUUGCUGCUGGCCAGAAAGCGUAG